Messenger RNA from Mycena citricolor, 2046 nucleotides. The record is from the annotation of a GenBank genome assembly. NCBI's taxonomy places the organism in Eukaryota, Fungi, Basidiomycota, Agaricomycetes, Agaricales, Mycenaceae.
AUGCAGCCCACAAUGAACAUGUUCCCCCGCCGUAUCGCCAAUGCAAAGGCUAGUGAACGUGAGCUUAUCAUCUCCCGUGCUCCCGCCCGUAACUAUACCCUCCGUCUCAUCGACCCCGAGUGUCACUCCUCCCCUUCCUCCCGUGACCACCCCUUCCUCCUCCGCACCGCCUACCACUCCUGUAACCAAUCCCGUGUCUACACCAGCCACAACGUCGAGUGCUCCCACUACGACAAGCGUCGCGCCGACGUCCACGAGCACCUCAGUACCCUCGACGUCGUCUACCACGCCUUUGACCACAUCGUCUUCGUCCAGCAGCACCAGCACCAGCACCAGCACCAGCAGUACCACGAGCAUCAGCAUCCCGCCGACGACCUCCGCGACAACAGCACUGCCCACUACCUCGAUCUCAUUGGUGCUCUCGACGGACCCUGGUGGAGUGGUUGUAACGCAGACGUUGACACAGACGCAGUCGCGGACUAUCGCGCCUGCUGCGACGAGCUCGGCAGCCGCCCGAACGCCUACUGGGUGAGUCGAGUUCUUGUCCGCGUUGCUUUUCGUUCGUCGUCCGCAUGGCUACGGCGCACUAUCCGGUUCCUUGUCCGGUGUGCUUUCGCUGUCCCCGCCACGGGGCUGCCAGCUAUGCCUAUUGUCACGCACGGCUAUCAUCCCUCGAAACGCAUUCACACGUUUUUCCAGAACAAGGCUGCUGUCGGUGCGACCUUCGCCAUCGUUGGCCUGAUCGCCGUGGGGCUCAUCUUCGCGGUCAUCACGACAACUCUGCGCCGGAAGCGGGCUCGCGCUUUCGACCGGGAAAUCGCUGAAGAAGCCAAGCGCGCGCCUCCGCCUGUCUUCUUGGAUGACGAGGAUUACGGCGCCGGAUACUCCUAUGCCGACCCGGUUUACGGCGGUGCCGCCAAGUCCGUGUCGGAGGGUGCAUACCCGCAGUCGUCCGAAGGGGCACACAGUAAUCCGAAUGGGCAUACGCCGUCGAAUUACAUGUAUCCCUCCGGAUACUCUGACCUUGGGUUCUCCGAGGUCAGCAGCCACGGCACGUUUGCGCAACCGGCCAUGGAGGCACAGUAUGGAAACAACAACGCCGGUGGUGGUGCGGGCGGGUUUGCUGGAUACGGCGCGGCGGGUGCUUAUGAGAUGUCGGGUUACGGCCAGCAUCAGCAGCAGCAGCCCCAGCAAGAUUGGCAGCAGCCCCAACAAGAUUGGCAGCAGCCCCAGCAAGGCGGAUAUGUCUAUCCCGGUGAAGAGCCACAAGCAGGCACGUACCCCCAGGCAAACACCUACCCACCAGCAGCCCCGUCUGCCAGCGGUAGUGGCAGUGGCAGUGGCAGUGGUGCUGAUCUGGGACGAAGCAAGAGCGGGGGACGAAGUCUGGUCGAUGCCUACGCCAGCACUCCGGGCGCAGUGCCACAUGAGCCAGCGCAAACGCAGCCCCAGAUGCCGGUGUAUGCGAACGGGUAUGCGUCACAGUACCAGACCCCGCACCUCGAGGAUAGCGCCGAUGCGUAUGGUGGCGUGGAGAGCCAGCAUGGACACGUCGGUGGAUUGGAGGAUGAGGAGGAGGACUAUGAGCCUGCGCCCAGAGUGUUGAAGAUCGCCAACGAGUAGACGCUGUUGACCGAUCUCUCCGGGCAAGACGUGCACACCUGCGUCAGUUGUUGUUCAUUCCGUGCUUCUCCCUGCGACCCAAUCACUGUGCUAUCACCCUCGUCUCUGUACCAUCCGCUUCGCCGCUCGAUGUAUGUACGAAGACGAACGCUAUUUAUACUCUACGUUAUCACUUUCUUCUCUCCUCCCCCCCUCGUCGUGUCCGUGCAUGUGUGUGUAUCGGCAGAGCGUUUCAUAGACCUCGUCCAUGCCCCAUGCGUCCCACUCCCGACUUUUUUACUUACCGCUUUUCUACCUACUUCUACUCAGUUACUUCUUUGUGUUCGAGAUCAUGUUCUUGAAUAUACAGUAUCGUUUCCUCUCACUGGGCAGUUGAUUCGAGCAAGAUGUCAGCUCGUGGAAACACGAAAUGACAUGGCUCUG